AUGACGAAGGACAAUAACCUUCUCGGUCGAUUCGAUCUCGACGGUAUCCCACCUGCUCCUCGAGGAGUACCCAAGAUCGAGGUCGCAUUCGACAUCGAUGCCAACGGAAUCUUGAACGUGUCUGCAAAAGACACUAGCACGGGGAAGAGCAGAAACAUCACCAUUAAGAACGACAAAGGUCGACUGAGCAAGGAAGAGAUCGAUCGGAUGUUGAACGAAGCCGAGAAAUACAAGGAUGAAGAUGACAAGCAGCGAGAGCGAAUCAAUUCUCGGAACCAGUUGGAGGGUUAUGUGUUCAGUGUGAAACAGGCGGCCGAGGAAGCCGGGGACAAGUUGUCGGAGAGCGACAAGAAAGAGUUGGCGAGCAAGUGUGAGGACGUGCUUCGCUGGGUGGACAACAAUCAGUUGGCGGACAAGGAUGAAUACGAACGUAAAUUGAAGGAUUUGCAGAAAGAUUGCACGCCAUUCAUGAUGAAGAUCCACCAGGCUCCAGGCAGUGGAUCCACUGGUGAAAAUCGAUCGAAAUCCGCCGGUGGACCUACCAUCGAGGAAGUGGACUAG
Messenger RNA from Darwinula stevensoni, 561 nucleotides. The record is from the annotation of a GenBank genome assembly. Lineage: Eukaryota; Metazoa; Arthropoda; Ostracoda; Podocopida; Darwinulidae.